AGGAGACACACCUCACUCCGGGCAGGGAGAGACACCUGCAAACACACAGAUCCGGGACAGGCACCCAAGCCAGAGACUGCACCCACCCAGCCUCCCCUGCUGCACCCCCACACACCAAGAUGGCAUCAGCCAAUGACACUCGCCAGCCCCAGAAAGAUGCCGCUGACCAGAGUUUCGAUUACAUGUUCAAACUCCUGAUCAUCGGCAACAGCAGCGUGGGAAAGACCUCCUUCCUGUUUCGCUACGCAGACGACUCCUUUACCUCCGCCUUCGUCAGUACGGUGGGGAUCGACUUCAAGGUCAAGACGGUGUACAGGAACGAGAAGAGGGUCAAGCUGCAAAUCUGGGACACAGCUGGCCAAGAGAGGUACCGCACAAUCACAACAGCAUAUUACCGGGGUGCCAUGGGCUUCCUGCUCAUGUAUGACAUCUCCAACUUGGAGUCCUUCAAUGCUGUGCAGGACUGGGCCACCCAAAUUAAGACUUAUUCCUGGGACAACGCACAGGUUCUGUUAGUAGGCAACAAAUGUGACCUGGAAGACGAUCGGGUGAUCCCUGCUGAGGAUGGGCGGAAACUGGCAGAGGAACUAGGAUUUGAGUUUUUCGAAGCCAGCGCCAAAGACAACAUCAACGUGAAGCAAGUAUUUGAACGCCUGGUGGACAUCAUCUGCGAGAAGAUGAACGAGAGCCUGGAGAACGGGCCUGUCCCGAGCGGCACUGCCCAGCUCAGCGAGUCUGCCCCCAAGGAACACAGCAACUGCUCCUGUUAAAACGCCAACGUCAAAUAACCCACCCGAUUCUAAGAGACUGCUCCCGUUAGAUGGCCGCCAGUGAACUGCUGCUGACGGAGCCACCCGCGACCUCCGUAACCAAUCAGGGGCAGGGUGACCGCUCUUGUAGGACUGACAGCUGAGCACAACUGCUCCUACCAAAGCCAUCCAUAGAUAUAGCAAGAUUUCCUUUAUGUAGGCCCUACCUAUACUGGCACUAGGCUGCAGGGACACUGCCAAACACAUUGAGAAAUGAAGAGGAAGCGACAAGUCCAGUUUUAUGGAGACCAAACCCCCAUCCCCAAUAAGCAUUUAGGUGAGACCUUGGAUGCCCCGGAAAGGAGAAACGUUACAGACUCCAUCCAACAGGGACGAUCUCUAUGUGGGUAACCCUUUCUCUGCCACAACCCAGCUCUCUGCAUGACACGGCAACACUCCUAUACUGGCAGCGUUGGGGUUGGGGGGCCAGGGGAGUCUGUUCUAUACACUAAGUGCCAAAGAGGAACCCACCGUGACCUUAAAUUCUUCAUUCGUAGAUGUAACACGUUACAGACGCUCUGCAUGUAUUUCAGUCACUCCAUGUGAAGGGGUUUUACAGAAAUGACUGGGGUCGUUAUCAUCGUGGCAAGGGGCGAAGCGAUGGGCCCCCCUGAAUGUCAUGCAGUUGUCUAUAGUCCCUGUGUAACUUACUGUCCGGUCUAAAAAAACACUUGAAAUGUUUACAUUUUUUUAAAUAAAAGGAAUUUUCCUUUUAUUAUAUCUA
This is a messenger RNA of Xenopus tropicalis (tropical clawed frog), 1533 nucleotides long. RefSeq names its product RAB3D, member RAS oncogene family (gene rab3d). Bases 120 to 770 code for a protein of 216 amino acids. The transcript has 5 exons. Gene Ontology annotation, molecular function: GTPase activity; G protein activity; GTP binding. The record is from RefSeq and is marked provisional. Gene Ontology annotation, cellular component: secretory granule; plasma membrane. Lineage: Eukaryota; Metazoa; Chordata; Amphibia; Anura; Pipidae. Gene Ontology annotation, biological process: regulation of exocytosis; intracellular protein transport.